AUGUCUAUAUGCCUCUUCUUUUCAAGAAAACCUCUCGCUAGGUCUCCAGGAGCUACCGACCCUCGACUUUGCUUAAUCAAAACGCUAACUUCGGUUCGAAGGAUCGGCCUAUCGUCUCAAUCACUACCCAGUAUGCUAAACGAAGAUGAAUCUGGUUUUGUGCCUGGACGUGAUAUUCGACAUGCUCUUCGCUUUUUUCAGGACUUAUCGGAUCACUGCCGGCAAACAAGUUUGAGAGCUCCAGCCGGAGCUAUUUGCCUCGACUUUGUUAAAGCUUUCGAUGUGUCUAUUGGCACGCCUUAG
Molecule: messenger RNA, 303 nt
Organism: Plasmopara halstedii
Lineage: Eukaryota; Oomycota; Peronosporomycetes; Peronosporales; Peronosporaceae
Exons: 1
Coding region: 1-303 (100 amino acids)
Source: RefSeq, a predicted model, not a curated record